CAAAAACUUCGAAAAAAGUUCCUCCGCCGAGAGUUCACCUCUCCCAGUCGCAGAUAUCGCUUUUCCACAUCAACACUCAAUAUGUAUCUCCUCCGCCGUAGCGCAGCUCGCGCUCUGAGCGCUACCCCCUUGAAGACUCCGUUCGUCAAGCCGCGCUCCAUCACCACAUACACCCCAGCCUUCCAGGCACCACAGCAACGAAGGAUCCCGUCGAAAUUCCAGAGGCGAUUUGCCAGCGACGAGGCAGCGAAGUCGGAGAGCGCCGAAUCUGCUGCGGUGGCAGCUGAGGAGCUUGCACAGACAAAGCCAGAGGCACCAGUCGAGGAGAACCUGACUCGGGCGCAGCAGAAUACUCAACAAGAACCUACCGAUGCGUUGUCGAGCGUUUCGGACGUUAGUAGCGAAGGAAGACUUCGACGGAGUCGGCUCUCGCUUAAUGAGCCUAACACUAUGGUCUAUGUCGGCAAUCUUUUCUAUGAAGUGGGUGAAGAACAGUUGAGGCGGAUAUUCUCGCGGUUUGGCAACCUUAAGAGUGUCAGAAUUGUCCGUGACUUCCGGCACAUGAGCAGAGGCUUUGGAUAUGUCGAAUACGAAACCAUAGAGGACGCCCGCGCCGCCAUCGACAACCUCGACAUGCAAAUCUUCGAAGGACGCAACCUCGUUGUCCAAUUCCACAAGCCGAAAUUAAACAAGCGCCCCGGACGCGAACCUUUGUCCGCCAGCCAGCCUACCAGCACCCUUUUCAUCGGCAACAUUGCCUACGAGAUGUCCGACAAGGAUCUCAACGACUUGUUCCGUGAUAUUCGCAAUGUCACCGACGUCCGUGUCGCCGUCGAUAGGCGGACAGGCCAACCCCGUGGCUUUGCCCACGCCGACUUUGUUGAUCGGGCUAGUGCGCAGAAGGCGUACGAUCAACUGCAGGGAAAGGUCUAUUAUGGCCGUCGCCUGAAGAUCGACUUCAGCGACAGCCCCAAAAACAAGAAGCCCGCGGACGGGAAGGAGGGGAGCGUUACCGAACCGGAGGACCCUUUCAAGACUGAGGACGCUCCCAAGACUGAAGAGUCUACGCAAAAGGAAUAGACUAGGUUGACAUUAAGCAUUGACAUGACAUAGCUUGGGGCGUAUCAGGGGCGAUAUAUGUCGGCAGCGUUCUCUUAUCUGGCUCCUUCUCACUUGUAUUUUCAUACUGUCUUAAUAGGUAGGAUCAUGCCGGGCUGGUUGUUGAGAUAGAAGAGGAUCUAGGCGUUUAAGUCUUGCGGUCGUGCCGUCGAUGGUGUGAAGAAAUCUUAUCGGGGUUGUACGAUAUGGCCAUUUGGAUCUGGAAAUUGUACAAUACAUUCUUGGGAAGAUUAUUUGCACCGUGAUUGAAGAGACGGCGUAAAGAUUAUUCAUCAACGUUGGGUCGAAUUAAACAUAUAUUGGU
Messenger RNA from Westerdykella ornata, 1423 nucleotides. RefSeq lists its product as uncharacterized. Gene Ontology annotation, molecular function: RNA binding. The record is from RefSeq and is a predicted model, not a curated record. Lineage: Eukaryota; Fungi; Ascomycota; Dothideomycetes; Pleosporales; Sporormiaceae. The coding region runs from base 82 to 1080 and encodes 332 amino acids. The transcript has 3 exons.